This is a messenger RNA of Diabrotica virgifera virgifera (western corn rootworm), 1093 nucleotides long. Its product is annotated as endothelial lipase-like. The record is from RefSeq and is a predicted model, not a curated record. The coding region runs from base 81 to 989 and encodes 302 amino acids. Gene Ontology annotation, molecular function: lipase activity. Lineage: Eukaryota; Metazoa; Arthropoda; Insecta; Coleoptera; Chrysomelidae. The transcript has 4 exons.
CCGUGCUGAUAAUUUAAUUUGCUUUACAUUUUAAUACUGUAAUUAGGGCUAUUUAUUUAACAAAAGAUGUACUCAAAAGAAUGAGUCAAGUUCAGUUAUUUGCUAUAUGUAUUGGUGUUUGGUUAGUGAGUUCAGAAUCGUGUUUUGUCAGUGAGUCAGAUGUAACCCAUUACUUCUACAACCAAGCCAAUCCUUCAGAAGGUAUUCGGACGGACAUUUCCAAUGCUUCCGAUGUAACUCAAGCUGGCUUUUCACCAGAAAAAGAUACUUUUUUCUACGUCCAUGGUUGGAAUGACUAUUAUACUUCAACAAAAACUGUACAAAAAAUUAAGAACGCAUUGUUAAAAAAAUAUGACAUUAACUUUUUCGUAUUCGAUUGGAGCCUGGCAUCAAAUUCCACAUUUUAUAUAAGCUCCUUUCUACAGACUGAAAGGGUAGGUAGAUAUUUAGCAGACUUUAUGGAAAAAUUUUCUAUGACUGGUCUGCUGGAUUUUAAUAGAACUACACUCUGUGGUCAUUCAUUGGGUGCUCAUGUGGCUGGAGUUGCCGGUACUGAUCUAGGAGGAAGAUUAUACCAAGUAGUCGGUUUGGAUCCAACAUCAAUACUAUUUAGCCCUUUAAUAUCAUCAAAUCGAAUAGCGAAAUCCAGUGGACAAUUUGUAGAAAUCAUACAUACCAAUGGGCUGGGUAGUGGGUAUAUUCUGCCAAGUGGACAUGCGGAUUAUUAUGUCAAUGGGGGAUGGAUGCAGAUACCUUCCUGUGGUAUAGAGCUAUUUGGCACAUGCUCACAUUUAAUCGCUAUUGACUAUUACGUUGAAUCUUUACUAACGGGAAAUUUUAUGACAAAGAAUUGUCUAGUUAAUAUUUUGUUCAUUGGGCUAUUUUGCAAAGAAGUUUCUUAUAUGGGUGAAUAUAAUUUGGAUAGGAGGGCAAGAGGUUCCUACUUUUUAGAUACUAACGCAAAAUCUCCAUUUGCAAAGGGAUAUUAAUAUAAAUGCCUGGUAUACUACUGCCGUUCAAGAAUAAAUGUCGUAAAUAGAUGUUUUUUAAUCCAGUAAUGUCAGAUUUUUUCAAAUUAUUAUUUUAUAAACUA